Messenger RNA from Caenorhabditis angaria, 1118 nucleotides. The record is from the annotation of a GenBank genome assembly. Lineage: Eukaryota; Metazoa; Nematoda; Chromadorea; Rhabditida; Rhabditidae.
UUGGAAUUUGAAGAAACAAAUGAAGAAUCAGUCUCGGAUAUUUUUGAAAAAAUAUUAAUUGGUAGCUGUCAAAUCAAAGACGGGCUCAAAUUGAGAAACCUCGAUAUAAAGAAUUCGAAAAAUGUUCAUUUCUAUAAACUAAACACAGAUGGUCCUUUAUCACAAAGUAUCGAUGAAGAAGAAAACAUCAUCGGCUCACAACUUUGGCAACUUCCAUGCAUCGAAUUCGAAAACAUCUGGGAAAAUCUGAUUUAUGACACACAAUUGAAAAACGAUGUAAUGUCCUAUGUUUACGCGCUUGUCCAUUUAUCCGAAAAACAUGUCAAUUCAAAAAUCAUCAAUGUGAAUCGAUUGAUUCUUUUGGUUGGUCCACCUGGAACUGGAAAAACUUCUUUGUGUAAAGGACUUGCGCAACAUUUAUCGAUUCGUUUGAAUAAUCGAUAUACACAUUCAGUUAUGAUUGAGAUCAAUAGUCACAGUUUAUUCUCAAAAUGGUUCUCAGAGGUACAUAAAAAAAAUAUUUGAAAACUGUCAACCAAAUUAAAAAUUUCAGAGUGGAAAAUUGGUUCAAAAAAUGUUCGAUCAAAUCGACGACCUUGCCGAAGAUUCAAAAUGCAUGGUUUUCGUUCUAAUCGACGAAGUUGAAUCACUUGGAAUGUGUCGAGAAUCUUCAAAUUCUCGAGCUGAACCAGCUGAUGCAAUUCGAGCUGUAAAUGCACUUCUCACACAAAUCGAUCGAAUUCGAAGACGAGAUAAUGUAUUGAUUUUAUGCACUUCAAAUCUCGAAGAUUCACUUGAUCGUGCUUUGAUUGAUCGAGCUGAUAUUGUGAAAAAUGUUGGAGAACCUUCUACACUUGCGCUAUAUGCAAUGUUGAAAUCUUGUAUUAUGGAAAUGAUCAGAGUAUGUCUUUAGUUCAAGUAUUUCCAAAAAUCCCUAUUUUUUUCAGAUCGGUGUAGUUGAAUUGAAAGAUAAUGAAAAUAUCCCCGAAGAUAUUCAAAGUUACGACGAGAUUCCAUCAUCCUCAAAAACUCUUUUCAAAAUCGCUCAACAAUCUCACGGCCUAAGUGGUCGUGCAAUUUCAAUGCUUCCCACUUUGGUCUACUCAAAAAAGUCUUGA